AUGGAGUCGAGGGCGAGCGCCAAUGAGGUGACCCCGUUAUUGGCGGAUCCUCCCAUCGACGACGACGUAUACCACUAUGAGCAGCGUAUUUUCCCCUCUCCGCUCCAAAAGCAGCUGCUGUUGGGCAAGUUUACUCUCAGUUUCUUCGUCUCACGGCUGUUCGAGCUCUCCACCGCCGUCUGGAUAAUCAAGGUGUUUGGUACAUCGUUUGUUCCCGCAACAAUCUAUUCAGUAAUGGUCACUGUGUCUGCAAGCCCGCUGUGGUUUUUGGCCGGCAAGUUCCUUCAAAACAAGUCCAGAAAAGCCGCCAUUGCUUAUGGGUUGGUGGGCGAGCGAGUGACAGCAAUGGCUAUUUGCACGCUGCUGUUGGUUGAUACUCAAAACCACUAUUGGCUCAAGUACUUUGUUUCUAUUUUGCUUAUUGUCUUGCAGCGGUCUUGCGAUUCUAUUCAGGUGCACGUUAUCGAACACGAUUGGGCUCAGGUGUUGGCCAACAACGAGUCCGUGCCGUAUACUGCUUUGACGAAGCUUUUCAGACAGAUCAAGGGAUUCAGCUGGGUCUGUGCCCCCGUUUUGGCAACUUGGAUUGCCCAGUAUCUUGGCGUGUAUUACAUGCUAAAGGUUUUUAGAGUGCUUGCGUUUCUAACGAUGAUUGUCGAAUACAGCCUGGUCCGGAAACUUUAUUCUACUUGUUAUGCGCUACGGGUUCCCAACCUCAUGAAUGAGGCGAGCGGGAAGAUCACGUUUUCGAGACCGUCAAUCGAGAGGAUAUGCUUUUAUAUUCGGAAGCGCCCUCGCCCAGUACUGAUCUCCAUUGGUGCUACGUUAGCAAACUCGACGUUGCUCACCAUACGAACACAGCAAUUACUCUACCUCGAUCAGCACGGCAUUGCUCUUGUCUAUGUCGGUAUAAUGGCUGCGGUCAUGCCAAGUAAGAUCCCUAUGCCUUACAUUGUUGCUGUUGGGUUGAACUUACUAUCGAGUGUGAUUGCAGUAUGGGCUUUAUACACUUCCCAAGCAUUGAUAUUCGGCUUGGCUUGUGUAGCAAGCAGACUGUCCAUUUACCCCAUUGAAAAGAAAGCACAGUCGUACGUUAACGGGCUUAUCAGUGAUCCCCAGCUGUUGAUGCUGUUUUCGUUGAUCGAAACCAGGAUGACGCAAAUAUGGGGUAUAACGAUACUGUUUCUGCCUGCGCUAUGGGUCCAUGUCGACAAAUUCAUUUGGCCAGUGUCUAUAUCCGUCGUAAGCUCUUUGAUCGGCCUCCUUUCCAUGGAGUUUGGAUUCCGCUGGGGUCCGACACCUUCAGCUGCUGAUGCAAGUGAUUAG
This is a messenger RNA of Wickerhamiella sorbophila, 1326 nucleotides long. RefSeq lists its product as hypothetical. Gene Ontology annotation, cellular component: membrane. The transcript has a single exon. Gene Ontology annotation, biological process: iron ion transmembrane transport. Bases 1 to 1326 code for a protein of 441 amino acids. Lineage: Eukaryota; Fungi; Ascomycota; Dipodascomycetes; Dipodascales; Trichomonascaceae. Gene Ontology annotation, molecular function: iron ion transmembrane transporter activity. The record is from RefSeq and is a predicted model, not a curated record.